Rosa chinensis is the source of this 1951-nucleotide messenger RNA. RefSeq names its product ATP sulfurylase 1, chloroplastic. Gene Ontology annotation, molecular function: adenylylsulfate kinase activity; sulfate adenylyltransferase (ATP) activity. NCBI's taxonomy places the organism in Eukaryota, Viridiplantae, Streptophyta, Magnoliopsida, Rosales, Rosaceae. The transcript is spliced from 5 exons. Gene Ontology annotation, biological process: sulfate assimilation. The coding region runs from base 245 to 1642 and encodes 465 amino acids. The record is from RefSeq and is a predicted model, not a curated record.
AAGAACCCAAACCAUGAAAACCAGUCAUGCUCUCCAACUCACAUUGCACCAUUCCUGAAUUUGAUAAGAUUUCCCUUUGCCCCUACCCAAGCAUUUCAAAUUCAGCAAAUACCCUCUGUUACUCAGACUCCAUUAUUAUAGUCCCUACCUAAGGAUUUCCAAAUUCACCAAAUACCAGACUCCAUUAUUAUAAAACCUGCCCACUUGAACCACAACAAGCCCAGAGCUUUUUUUGAAGCCUUCAAUGGCGUCCAUGGCUACCUUCAUCGCCCAAACCCCCUACCCACAUCACUCUUUCCCCAAAAAGCUCCACACCCAUUUCGCCCCGACCCUCAAGCUCUCGCUCCGACCCGUUUCCACCCCCAAGACCCGCCAAAGGCUCCGAAUUUCUAGCGGGCUAAUCGAACCCGACGGCGGGAAACUCGUCGAGCUUUUCGUGCCGGAGUCGGAAAAGACCGAGAAGAAGAGAGAGGCGGCGACGCUGCCGAGAAUCAAGUUGUCAAGAAUCGAUCUUGAAUGGGUUCAUGUGAUCAGCGAAGGCUGGUCGAGUCCUCUAACUGGGUUCAUGAGAGAAUCCGAGUUCCUCCAAACUCUUCAUUUCAAUUCGCUCCGACUCGACGACGGGUCGUUUGUGAAUAUGUCGGUGCCGAUCGUUUUGGCCAUCGACGACGCUCAGAAACGCCAAAUCGGCGAGUCGACCAGAGUCGCCCUCGUUGAUUCUGACAAUAAUCUGAUCGCCAUUCUCAAUGACAUUGAGAUCUAUAAGCACCAUAAAGAAGAACGCAUUGCCAGGACUUGGGGGACAACUGCCCCUGGUUUGCCAUAUGUUGAUGAAGCCAUAACCAACGCUGGAAACUGGCUGAUUGGAGGUGACCUAGAGGUCAUGGAACCCAUCAGGUACAAUGAUGGCCUUGAUCGCUUCCGAUUAUCUCCUGCAGAACUCCGCGAUGAAUUCACAAAGCGCAAUGCUGAUGCAGUAUUUGCAUUCCAACUGCGGAACCCUGUGCACAAUGGGCAUGCUUUGCUAAUGACUGAUACACGUCGCCGGCUUCUUGAGAUGGGCUACAAGAACCCCAUUCUCUUGCUUCAUCCACUAGGAGGCUAUACAAAGGCAGAUGAUGUUCCACUUACUUGGCGCAUGAAGCAACAUGAGAAGGUUCUUGAGGAUGGGGUUCUUGAUCCCGAGACGACUGUGGUUUCCAUAUUUCCCUCUCCUAUGCACUAUGCUGGCCCUACUGAGGUGCAGUGGCAUGCAAAGGCUAGGAUUAAUGCGGGGGCGAACUUUUACAUCGUUGGUCGGGACCCAGCUGGAAUGGGCCAUCCAAUUGAGAAAAGGGAUCUAUAUGAUGCCGACCAUGGGAAGAAAGUACUGAGCAUGGCACCUGGACUAGAGCGUCUCAAUAUACUUCCUUUCAAGGUUGCUGCAUAUGAUAAAACUCAGGGGAAAAUGGCAUUUUUUGAACCCUCAAGGGCUCAGGACUUCAUUUUCAUAUCGGGCACCAAGAUGCGAACACUAGCAAGGAACAAAGAGAACCCUCCUGAAGGAUUCAUGUGCCCUGGUGGCUGGAAAGUCCUGGUGGACUACUACGACAGUUUGGUUCCUGCAGACAGCGGGAAAGUCCCAGAAGCAGUUCCUGCUUAGAUGGAAGCUGAUGUAACAUAUUGUACUCUGCUUCUUUUUGGGAGAAACCUUGAUAGCUAAUUAGUCUCCACUGUGUGAUACAAGGAUUCACCUUGAUAGCUAAUUAGUCUCCUCUGAGUGUGAUCAAGAUUUCGUAAGAUCUCUGCCCAGAUUUCCAAUAAAACCAUGUGAGGCACUGGUGCAGAGAAACGUUGGCCGCUUGCCUCAAUCUGUAAUUAGCGCCCCUAAUUGCAUCUUGCAUCACUGCAUUUGUGCAUUGGCGCAUUGUAUCAUAGUGUGAUUGCCUUCAAUAGAAGUGAGUUUGUGCAA